AAGUACGCUGCGUGGUCGUCUUGUGGGAAUUUUUCUCGCUUUGUCAUUUUUCCCUUUUGUUUCUUCCGUUAGCUCAUUGUUAUGUACACCCAAGGACGACUCCUCUGGAGAAGGGUCGAGACGGAGGAGGAGCCGGGAUCAAGUGUUAACCCGGAAGAAGUGAGCCAGGAAGUAAAAGUGAUCCCGUGUCUAUCGGUCUGAAAUGUAGCGAGUUACAGAAGGUUCCGACCUCAGUAAGGAAAGCUAACGUCUUUUUUCUUUUUCUUAGGUACUCACAGUUCAUUUCUUUCUGCUGAUCUUAAAAACUAUUUUUCCUUUCUCCAGUUUUUUUUCCCUCAUGUUGCCUCCUUGUGGGGUCAGUCUAUACUGUAUGCUAAGUUACACAGUAUGGCUUACACGUGCUGCUCUCGCGCGGGCUUAGUGUCAAUUCUGACAUGCCGACACUGAGAAUUGUUCCUAGAGUAUCAGAGCAAUCCUGUUACUGUGGUGGGUGAUGGAGAAGACUUGGUGUUCUCAAAUAUAGAUAACCCUAAUGCUGAGAUGAAUCGUCACCUGUGUGUUUGGCUUUUUAGACAUCCGUCUCUUAAUGGUCACCACCAGUGCCGCAUCCAGGCCCAUUCUUAUCAGUUUACACAGAUACAUCUUGAUACAAGACUGUGGGGUUUUAGACAAAAUAGAAAUCACAUUCUCCAUCAUCUAUUAAAUAAGAAUUGGUUUAGGAGAUAUUGUCAUCAAGACACCAGGAUGCUCUGGAAGCAUAAAGCACUACAGAAAUAUAUGGAAGGCCUGAAUAAGGAGUACCAAACACUUGAUCAGUGUUUGGAGCCUCUCUCUGUGACUGAAGGAGACCGAAGGUCCUUGAAUCGAAGGCGUGCUGAGUUGGCACCACUUGCAGCCAUUUACCAAGAAAUUAAGGAGGCUGAACAAGCAAUUGAAGAAUUAGAAUCAAUGUGUAAAAAUCUAAAUAAACAAGAUGAAAAGCAGUUACAAGAGCUUGUAUUGGAAGAAAGGCAAACCAUUGCUCAAAAAAUCAACAUGUUAUACAGAGAGCUUUUCCAGAGUCUAGUGCCAAAGGAGAAAUAUGACAAAAAUGAUGUUAUUUUAGAGGUGACAUCUGGAAGAACAACUGGAGGUGAUAUCUGCCAACAAUUUACCCGGGAAAUAUUUGACAUGUACCAGAAUUAUUCAAGCUAUAAACACUGGAAAUUUGAACUUCUGAAUUAUACACCGGCUGAUUAUGGUGGGCUACAUCAUGCAGCUGCCCGAAUUUCCGGUGACAACGUCUAUAAGCAUUUGAAGUAUGAAGGUGGGAUUCACCGAGUUCAGCGAAUCCCUGAGGUGGGCCUGUCAUCAAGGAUGCAGCGUAUUCACACAGGAACAAUGUCAGUUAUUGUCCUCCCUCAACCAGAUGAGGUAGAUGUGAAGGUGGACCCCAAGGAUUUGCGAAUAGAUACAUUUCGAGCCAAAGGAGCAGGAGGGCAGCAUGUUAAUACAACUGAUAGUGCUGUCAGACUUGUCCAUCUCCCUACAGGGCUUGUAGUGGAAUGCCAACAAGAACGAUCACAGAUAAAAAAUAAAGAAAUAGCUUUGCGAGUGUUAAGAGCUAGACUCUACCAGCAGAUUAUUGAGAAAGACAAGUGUCAACAACAAAGUGCUAGAAAACUGCAGGUAGGAACAAGAGCCCAAUCAGAGAGAAUUCGGACAUAUAAUUUCACCCAGGAUAGAGUCACUGACCACAGGAUAGCAUAUGAAGUUCGUGAUAUUAAGGAAUUUUUAUGUGGGGAGAAGUGCCUGGAUCAGCUAAUACAGACACUACUUCAGUCAGCAGACGAAGAAGCCAUUACUGAAUUUUUGGAUGAAAACCUUAAAUCAGCAAAAUAAAUGCUGAUUUAUUAUUUAUUAUUAUAUAAAUGAAAUGGACUCAUAUCAAGAAACAGACUGAGGCAUGGAAAUCUUUAUGAAUGUUCAUAAACUACAGCCAAAAACACACAGUACUUACAAAUAUAUUUUUUAAUGAAUCAUCACAUUUCUUGACCUAAGAGUUUAUUUUAGUUUUCCUGUAAAGUAUUGUACAACUCUUCAAGUAGAAAACAAGCAUGUGUCGUUGAAAAGAGAACUAAAGUAUUGAGAAUUAAUUAGGUGAUUUAGGACAGGUCACUUGUUCUCUUUAUAUGCCUUUUUUUUUUUAAACCAUCUAUAAAUUAAUUUAAACACAUCUUUUAUCUGUUAUUUAAGGACUUCACUACCUGGUAAAAUUUAGUGAUAUAAGAUUUAUAAACUUCUUUGUAAACCCCUAUUUAAAGACAAAGUACUGUUAAUCAUGUUAAAUUUAGGCCUUAAACUGCUAUUUUUAAAUAAAAAGUAAAUAAGAGUUGUGAAGUAUGUGAGGAAUAACAAUGAGCAUCUCUAGGAUAUAGAUUGUAGAGCUCUUUGAGAGCUGAAUGAAUUCUAUACUGUAUAAACUGCAAGCCAGUAUUUAAAGUAGACUCUCUGCUUGCCUUCUGUUUCUUCUUGUUCUUUGGCUUAACUUAAUGAACAUCAAGAGAUGUGGUGUAAUAUGAGUAAUUCACUGCAAUUGGUUUUGUGCAGUGAUAUAUAAAACCUCGUCUUUACCUCAUAGAGCUUCCAGUUGAGUGAGGGAGCCAAAAUAGAAAUCACCAACUCAAAUACAAAGUAGGAUGAUGUAUCUAGUAAUUGUUCUCUGGAAGUUUCUUGAUUAAAAAAAGAAAGGGGUUAUUAUUUUAGACAUUCCUCAGAGAGGAACUAUAUGCCAGGAAAGAUUAGCUAAAAUAGAGUGUUAAGACCAAUGGAGUAAUUCGGAGGUAAAGAGGAGAGAGAAAUUUCUUCCCAAAUUUUUAUUUUGAAAAUUUUCAAACACACAGAAAAGUUUUAAAAACAAUUUUUAAGAAACAGUUCAGGGGCUGGCCCAGUGGCGCAGCGCUUAAGUGCGUGCGCUCCGCUUCAGUGGCCUGGGGUUCGCAUGUUCGGAUCCCAGGCGCGCAUUGAUGCACCGCUUGUCAAGCGAUGCUGUGGCAGUGUCCCAUAUAAAAUAGAGGAAGACAGGCACGGAUGUUAGCCCAGGGCCAAUCUUCCUCACACACAGAAAAAAGAAACAGUUCAGUGAGCACUAUAUACUCUAGAUUCAACAUUAUAUAUUCAUUUUGCCACAUUUGUUUUUCCUCUGUCUGGACACCUAACACACACACACAUGUGUGGUGGUUGUUGGACUAUUUAAAAGUUAUUUGUAGACCUCAUAACACUACUCCAAAAUAUUUCAGCAUAUCCUAAGGACAUUCUCCUACAGAACUAUAACUUUAUUAUCAUAUGUAAUUGUAUAAUAAUAAUAAUAAUAAUAAUAAAAUUGUAUAAUAUGAUCAGUUGCUUUUACAUAUUAAAAUUUCUUCAGUUAUCCCCAAAAUGUCUUUUUUAGCUAUUUUUGUUUGUUUGUUUUGUCCAAUCUAGGACCCACCCAAGAUUCACACAUUGUGUUUGGUUGUAUCUCUUCAGUUUUUGGAUUAAGCCCCCAACCUUUUUUUUCACAUGACAUUGACUUUUUGAAGAGUCCCGCAAGGUUGUUUUGUAGAAUGGCCUACAUUCUGGAUUUGUCUGGCUACUUCCUCAUGCUGUUGGUAACUUUCAUCCAUCCCCUCAAAUUAUUAUAAAGUAAAAUUAAGUCUAAAGAUUCAGAAUAAACACAUUUGGGAAGACUACUUCAUAGGUGAUGUUGUGAAAUUUAUACUGUAUCAUAUCAGGAAGUUCCACUAUUAGUGAUGCUAAGUUUGUAAACUGUCAAAUCUCUCCAUUGUAAUGGCACAUGUUCUCCUUAAUAAUUAGUAUGUAAUCUGUGGGGAAAUGGUUUGUUAUCAUAUAAACAUUUGAUUCCUCAUUGUUAGGCAGUUUCUGAGAUGACUCCCGUGAUCCCUGUUCCUGGCAGUCAUGCACUUGUGUAAUCUCCUCCCCUUAAACAUGCACUGGAUUUACUGACUCUCAUCUAACAAAUAAAAUAUGAAAGAAGUGGUGGGAUUGUCACUUCUACCUGAUAUUAGGUUAUAACAAGACUUGCUUCUGGCUCUGUCUUUCUGUCUCUCUCUCUCUGUCUCGCUCUCUUUCUGUCUCUGCCUCUGCCUCUCUCUUGAGCCACUCAACUUGGUGGAAG
Messenger RNA from Diceros bicornis minor, 4156 nucleotides. It is a transcript of the gene MTRF1, whose product is annotated as mitochondrial translation release factor 1. The transcript has 10 exons. The record is from RefSeq and is a predicted model, not a curated record. The coding region runs from base 541 to 1881 and encodes 446 amino acids. NCBI's taxonomy places the organism in Eukaryota, Metazoa, Chordata, Mammalia, Perissodactyla, Rhinocerotidae. Gene Ontology annotation, biological process: translational termination. Gene Ontology annotation, molecular function: translation release factor activity.